CUUCACAGGGACGACGCAGAGUUUAUCAGCGACCUGAUCGCCUGCCUGCUUCAGGGCUGCUACCAACGAAGGGAUAUCACUUCUGCAAGCUUCUGUUCAGUGAGUUUCAUUCUCGGGCCAGAACGUAGCCCUUUGCUAUGUAUCCUGGUGAGCUGCCUUUCUGUCUUCAGACCACAGUGACGGGUCUUAAGAGAGCCAGUCGGCUUUGUCACGCUCAUCGUCGGUAUGUCAUUUUCUGUCUUUUUCUGUUUGUAUUUUCCUAUUUGAAGUGUAUGCUGUAGACGAUGUCCUGCAGUUGAGUCUUGCGUUUUCUCACGCAGUCUGACCGUUUCUGCUCUGAGUUGGGUGUUUCGUCCACUUACAUUUAGCGCGGUUACUGACAGGGUUGGUUUUCCACUUGGCCCCCGUUUUUUCUUCUCAGGUGUCCAGUUCAUUGGUUUCUCGUGUAUUCACAGGAUUGUGUAGUGUAGUCUUCGCCACUGUUUGACUCCAGGACAUUUUCAUCACCCCCAAGAGACAGCGCACACGCCCUCCCGUCACUGCUCACCCUCAUCGGCGUCCGCUUCCUGUGUCUGCUCUUGACUGUCCUGGGCGCCUCCAGAGGUGGGUGCGUGUGGAUGGGAGGCCGGCUGCACUCACUCAGCGUGGUGUUUUCAGAGUUCACCCGCGUUGUAGCGUGAGUCAAGGAUGCGCUCCUUUUUAUGGCUGAGAAGUAUUCUGUUGCACAGAUGUGUGCUUUACUUACCUCUUCAUUAGCUGGUGCUGUUGGACCUUUUUGGCUGUUAGGAAUCACGUUGCUGAGUGUGAGUGCUGUGUACUUGUUUUCACAUGGAUGUGUUUUUCACUUCUCUCGGGUACAUACCUCGGUGUAGAUUACUUUGGCCAUACAGUUCUCCUGUUUAACCUUAGAGCAACUUGCCAAACUUUUCCAAAGCAGCUUACGCCAUUUUACAUUCCCGCUGGCAGUAAACAAGGGCUCCAGUUUCUCCACAUCCUCGUUAACAAGUGGUCAGCACGUGUUACUACCUGUGCUUUUAAUUUUAGCCAUCCUGCUGGGUGUGAAGUGGUAUCUGGUUGUGGUUUUGAUUCGCAGUUUCCACAUGACUAAUGAGCAUCUUUUCAUGUGUUUCCUUCUUAGGUUUGUUUGUCUCUUUGUCCUUCAGUGCCUCCUUUUAGGUUAUUUUUACUGUGUUCCACUUAAUUUCUUCUAUAGGUUUGUCGUGUGUGUGUAUGCGCAUUCAUAGUUCUAGGGUGGGCGAUGUGUGCCUCCUUAAAUUAUCAGGAGCUUUCCGAAUUCUUACUGUACCUUUCACACCUGAAACCUGACACUGCGGACUUCCUGAUUCAUACAGUUGGUAUUUAGGGUCCCAUCUGGCUUCCAUUUAAAAAAUCCUUUAUCUUUUCAAAGAUUAUUAUGGCAUUGAUUUCCAGAUUACUUUUUCAUACGUUUCUUUGUUACCCAACAUAAACAGUCGUAUAUACAAGUGAAAGUCUGUAUUAGACACUUUCCCUACUAAAAGGUAUAUUUUGUGUCUUUGUCAUUUUUCUAUCUUUUGAGAUUGUCAUGAGCCUUCACUUAACCCUGGCCAUCGUGUUGACUGUAGGACAUGUGGACGUGGCAGCCAUUGCAUAGCCCUGCAGAAGAGGCAUUAUUUGAGUUACUUUGGCCUGUUUAUGAUCUUUAAGAGCAAGCACUUGACCCAGUGUUCUCAUAGAGCCUUUCACUUGUUGCUUCACCUGGAACCAGAAUCUUUAUUUCAGCUCAGGGCUCUUGUUAAGUGUGUGUUUCAUCCACUUCACACGUCGCAGUGGCUGGUGGGAGUGCAGGCUUCUCCCGCUGGUCUCCUUGGGCCCUUGUGGUGCCAUGUUGUCCCUGCUCCCUGCGCAUGGACGACAGGUGCUCUUUCCUGUCUCAGGGCUCACGCAGGAGCCUUCCUUUCACCUGUGGUCUCCUGAAACAGGUCGCAGACAGUCCGUUUCCCUGCAUGUCAGGAGCGCUUCCAUCUCUGCUGCCUGGGGCUCUGCGCGUCGUGCCCAUCCCUGUGGACAGGGUCUCCCCAGUAGAAGCUCGUUCUGCCCAAAGCAAACCAAGAAGUUCUCUGCUGAGUUUCUCAGAAACACUAACUCUGGGAGUGAUCGGCCACUAUCUCUCGGGCAAACCAUUUUCAGGAAAGGAGGGGUAAUUAGGACCAUUUGGAACUUUUUUCAGACGAGAAUGAAUACAGACCCGGUUGUACUCGGAACCUCCGGUUCGUUUGAUCCUUAUGUUACUAUCCUGUUGUGAGGAUUAUUAGAACUUCGGGAAGAUGAGAGGUUCGCACUGAGCCGAGUGGAUCAGUGAGGCGGGGACUGUCCGAGGCGAUCUGAGACGUUCGGGAGGGUAGAUCAGUUUGCAGCAGCUGGGGCUGGGGCUGGGGCUCUUCGUCCUGCCAGCAGCACAGAACCGUGUGCUCGUUUUUCUCGGAGAGUCUAUGGUCCUAAUUGCGUUCUGAAAGAGUUCACGCCCUGUAGAAGGUCAAGAACCACCGAGGGGAAAGCAUUGGCUCAUUCUGGCGUACUGUGUCUUUUCUGUUUCAGGUAUUCUUGGUCACAUUGCCUUCAGAUUUCUAACCUUUAAAAGAAAGGUUUAUACGAGAUUUAUCUAUAUACAAGGAAAGUAGUGACCUUGAAUUGUAUGCCCUCUGAACUCUCUUGGUAAGGUGCUGUGGAAAUGACGAGAGAAACUUUAGGCAAAAGUGAUGUCACAGGGCUGCUGGAGGGGCAUCCCAGAUGUGUGGUUCUUGAGGUGGGGGGGUGGUCCUGCCCAGGCAGCACCUGUGGGCGGGGCGGGGGCUUCCACUGCCUCCUGGAGGAUCUGCAUGAGGUGACCUAGUUUUACUGCAGGAAGAACACGCCUUGUUGCUUAGGGCUAGGCGUGUAUUAGCAGCCCUGAAAGCAUGUGGCAGACAGAGGGACUUACUACCAAAGAGAGGCUGUCCUGUCUGUGCUCCUCGCUGCUGCUUUAUUGUCAACGCUGCCCGCCCCUCUCUGCCCCCCACCCCCACCCCGUGAACUGCUCUUUGUGCGAAGGCAGAGGAGACCCACCCUGCCCUGGGCUGAGCAGGUGCUCACAAGCAGGGCUGGCUCUGAAGCCCUGGGAUGUGCCCUCAGGUCCCGUGUGAGAGCAGAGGUGUUUGCAGGUAUGAGCGGCGGACCACGAUCACAGUUUCCCACUUGAGUAUCAAGAGUAAGGGAGUCAAGUUUCUUCUCUCUUUGAAAAAGCAAAAUGUUUAAUCUCUUAUUUGCCCAAGGCCCUUUGAUUUUUUUCCAUAAAUAUUUCUCCUGACUUUUUCUGUGAGUAUAAGUACCAUAGACUAUAAAUCAACAUGGUACAUGCCUCUUUUUAAAUUAUAUUGACAUGUAACUCCUUUGGAGUUCUUUGUUUAGUGAGAAAAAUAUUUUUAAAUCAAGACUAGGUGAAAUUAUAUCCAGGUUCUUUUAACAGUUGAGAUAUAGAAUAACCUAACAAUUAAAUAGCACUUUGUUAUAUUAUAUAAAAGGCACAUUUAGGUGCUAAUCAAAGAUUUAAGCUGCCAGACCGUCUUAAAUGUUUCCUACAGAAAAGCCACCUCAAGUCUAGAAUAUAGCAUCUUGUAGCACGCCCGGAAGUUCACGGGGAGCAGCACACCUGAGUGUAGCUGCAGGUCUGAGCGGUCCCUUGUGUUCUCGAGCAGGCCUUCCCACCUUUACAUCUUAACCCGAGAUACCCGUGGGCUUGGCUGGGCGGACCAUGGGCUUCUUUCUGUUCGCCACCUGAGUGGUGGACCUGAUUUUGAGCUGGAUGUCUGUCCCCCCAGCCUCCGUAGUCUCUAACUCACAAGUGAAGCUGAGGUGUGGACUUGGUUCUGUCUUUGCCAUUGCUUAUUGAAACCUUUACAUAUUUCACCAGCAUGUGCAGUUUGUGGUUUAAAGUAAAACCACCUGUUCUGUGAGACCUUCUUUAAUGUUGGUGAUCUUUGGGGUCUCACAGCACAAGGCCCAAGGAGGUGGUUGAGCACAAGGCCCUUCCUGAGCCUUUCCGCUCCUGCCGAAGUUGAGGAUUGGUCAGCCAUCCCGCCAGCACACUCACCCCAGCCCCACACGCCCUCUGUUCCACAUUCACACAUCUCUGUUUGGGGCCGCUGCGUCAGGCCUCAGACGUUCCACAGCUACCUGGAGGACAUCAUCAACUACCGCUGGGAGCUGGAGGAGGGGAAGCCCAACCCCCUGCGGGAGGCCAGUUUCCAGGACCUGCCCCUUCGCACCCGCGUGGAGAUCCUCCACCGCCUCUGCGACUACCGGCUGGACGCGGACGAUGUCUUUGACCUUCUCAAGGGCCUGGAUGCAGACAGUCUCCGCGUGGAGCCGCUGGGUGAAGACAGUUCCGGGGCCCUCUACUGGUACUUCUACGGGACCCGGAUGUACAAGGAGGCCCCUGCACAAGGGAAGCCCAGCGGCAGGCCUCUGGGCAGGGAAAGUGAAGGACAGAAAAAUGUCUCAAGUGUUCCUGGGAAAACAGGAAAAAGAAGAGGCAGACCCCCAAAACGGAAAAAAGUGCAGGAGGAAACCACAGCGAGUGAAAAGCAGGAAGAGAACUCCUUAACAUCUGAGCCACACACAAGAAACGGGUCACAGGGGCCAGGGCAGGGCUCCUGGUGGCUCCUGUGUCAGACGGAAGAGGAGUGGAGACAGGUCACUGAGAGCUUUCGAGAGAGGACCUCCCUUCGGGAGCGGCAGCUUUACAAGCUCCUCAGUGAGGACUUCCUGCCCGAGAUCUGCAACAUGAUUGCCCAGAAGGAGACCCCCGUGCUCACCAAAGCAGAGAAGCAGGAGCGCAGGCAGGAGGAGGAGGAGCGGCAGCUGAUCCUGGCCGUGCAGAAGAGGGAGCAGGAGCGGAUGCUGAGGGAGGAGCGGAAGCGAGAGCUGGAGGAGAGGGUCAAGGCAGUGGAAGACCGAGCCAAGAGGAGGAAGCUGAGGGAGGAGAGGGCCUGGCUGCUGGCCCAGGGGAAGGCGCUGCCACCGGAGCUGUCCCACCUGGACCCCCCGUCCCCGCUGCGGGAGGAGAAGAAGGCUGAAGACCUCUUUGAGCUGGACGACGAGUUCACGGCCAUGUACAAAGUCCUAGACGUGGUGAAGGCACACAAGGAUUCCUGGCCCUUUUUGGAACCUGUGGAUGAGUCGUACGCCCCGAACUAUUACCAGAUUAUUAAGGUCCCCAUGGAUAUUUCAAGCAUGGAGAAGAAACUGAACGGAGGUUUAUACUGUACCAAGGAGGAAUUUGUAAAUGACAUGAAAACUAUGUUCAGGAACUGCCGAAAAUAUAACGGGGACAGUAGUGAGUACACCAAGAUGUCGGAUAACCUGGAGCGGUGCUUCCACCGGGCGAUGGCGAAGCAUUUUCCUGGCGACGACGGGGACACGGACGAGGAGUUCUGGAUCCGUGAGGAUGAGAAGCGAGAGAAGAGGCGGGGCCGGGCGGGGCGGGGCGGCGGCCACGCCUGCACCCGCUCCCGGGACCCAGAGGGGCCCAGCAGGAGACAGCAGCCCAUGGAGAAUGGGGGCAAGUCGCUGCCCCCCGGCCGCCGAGCCCCUUCUGCACAGCCCCCUCGGGAGGGGGGCGUGUCUCGGCCCCUGCACUGCAGUGGGGGGCCUGGCCAGGCCCCCGCUCUGAGCCAGACGAGGCCUGCAGUGCAGGGGGCUUUUUGCCCUCUGCGAGGGUCGGAGCUUCCCGCCGUGCGUGUCUCCUCUGGAGCCCCAGAGCUGCGCCCCGGAGGGCCUGGGCAGCAGCAUCCGCCUUUAGCAGUGCAGCCUCCAGCUGGAAUUAACCACCAACGAGGACCCGGGCGAGGCAUCCCAGACGAGAAGCCCAUGUGCGGGGCGCUGGGGCACCUCGCCGACGUGGGACCACCUCCUGGACCCCUGCAGCUCAGGCAGAUGAGCGGCCCCAGUCAGGAUGGAAACGUGUAUCCCGCCGCUCAUUUCCAGCCAGGAUUUAUUCCUCCCAGGCACGGUGGGGCCCCGGCCCGGCCCCCAGACUUCCCUGAGAGCUCGGAAAUGCCUCCUAGCCACAUGUACCAGUCGUACAAGUACCUCAAUCGAGUGCACUCUGCUGUCUGGAACGGGAACCACGGUGCUACAAACCCAGGACCCCUGGGGCCAGAUGAGAAGCCCCCCAUGGGGCCAGGACCCUCUCACCCGCCUCGCACUCUUGGGCACAUGAUGGACCCCCCCGUGAUGAGACCACCCCUCCCCCCAAACCAGUGGCCUGACCACUCAGGCUUCCUACCUCAUGGAGUCCCUUCUCCGGGGUUCCUGCGACCACCCUGUAAAGCUGGUGGACAUCGGUUGCAGCCACCUCCAUCCCCAGCACCAGGGUCUCUGUUUGGAGCCCCCGCCCAGGCCAUGCGGGGGGUGCAGGGCGGGGACUCCAUGAUGGACAGCCCGGAGAUGCUCGCCAUGCAGCAGCUGUCCUCCCGUGUGUGCCCGCCAGGCGUGCCUUACCGCUCCCGCCAGCCUGGCCCCCCGCCUCUGCCUGGCCCUUUCACACAGCUUGCUCACUCGGCCCCCAGGCCUGCCCUGGGGGGCCCUGGGAGGAUGCAGGACAGCAGCGGAACACAGGAGCCUGAGGACGGCCGAGCAGACCCCUUGCCUGGGCUGGAGGAGAAACCAGCGAGCGUCGGUGCUUUGGAGGGGGUGUUCCUCAAACAGCUACCUCACCCCACACCCCCCCUGCAGACCGACUGUGCCCGGCGGAGCUCACCCCGGGGAAGGGACUCGGAGGCCCCCGAGCUCAGAGGCGAGCUGGGGGAGCCUGGAGGCAGCUGUAAAGGGAGCACGGGCAGGAACACCUGGCCAUCGGGGGGCAGCUUCGCCAGCCCCGCUGCCCCAGGCUGCACCCUGGCCGACCGGGGGUCACUGCCCGAAAACGGAGUGAGGGUGGAAGCCUCGCCAUGCGGGUCAGAGGGCAAGGGCCUUCGUGGAGGUGCUUCAGAAGAGCCUCUCUGCCCCAGGGGCCGGGCACUGAAGGAGGCUGUGCCGCCCGGUGCAGACCCCGCCUGCUCCCCGCUGUACGUGCCCGGCCUGGAGUACCCCAGCUCAGCCGCGCGAUACCACAUCAGCCCCGGCCUGCAGGCUUUGGGCCCUGUGAUGGGGGGCAAGCCCCCCGCCCCGCCCCCUCAGCCUUUCCCCCCUCGCGCGUUCCAGUCUCACGACCCUCAUUCUGGAGUCUUUCCCCGGUACCGCCCCCACCAGGCGCUGAGGUUCCCCUACCAGCCUGCGCCACAGCCCUCCUACCGCCACUACCCGCGUACCUACUACUCCUGCCCACAGGGCCUCCACGACUGGCAGAGACCCCUCCCCGCCCCAGGAAGCCCGAGCGGGGCCCUCUUCUCGGAUAAGAGCGCCGCGGCCGGUCUGCAGGGCUGUGAGGCGCUGAGCGCUGCCUUAACCCCCCCGACCCGCGUGCACGCGGUGGCUGCCAAGACGGCCCCGGCUGAGGGGCAGAACCCUGGCCCCGAGGAGGAGAAGCCGGAUGAGUCUGUGGAGAGGCCCGAGAGUCCCAAAGAGUUCUUAGACCUGGACAACCACAACGCGGCUGCCAAGCGACAGGGUUCACUGUCAGCCGGCGAGUAUCUUUACGGAACGCCCGCUCCAGCACUGAGCUCGGGCGUGGGGUUCGGCUCGUCCGCUUUCCCACCGCAGGGCGUGAUGCUCCAGACGGCACCUCCUUACCUUCCCCCGCGGCCGGCCGGCCAUUUCCAGCCCGGCGCCUACUCCUCCCCCGUGGCGCCCCCCCCGCCUCACCACCCGGCGGCUGCCCAGCCCAACGGCCUCCCCCCGGAGUGCCCUGGCUACCGCUGCCCGGAAGAGGGCCUCGGUCGCUUUCAGGCUGCGAUGAUGGAGCAGAUCGGCUCGGGAAGUGGAAUGAGGGCGUCUUUCCAGGAAAUGUACAGACCGUCUGGGAUGCAGGUGCACCCGGCGCAGCCACGGCCCUCCUUCCCAAAGACGCCGGCAGCCGCGGUGUCGCAGGAGGAGCUGCCCCCACACAAGCCACCCGCACUCCCUCUUGAUCAGAGCUAGUCCAAGGAGGAAGUAACCCCCAAGAAAGGAAACUGCACACGACCAGCAUGGAGAUCCGGGUCACGGCCCCCCACCUCCGCUCCUGUCCCGGAGCCUGGACACGCCCUCCUCGCUGAUGCACCAGCUCUUGAGGACCUGGGCCCAUCGUGGAGAACAGAUGAGCUGGACCCAGGGUGGCGUUUCCAGGCCCUGAGACUCUGGUUCAGGGAAAACCAUUAAACUUGGGGGCGGUGCUUGGGGGCUGCCGUGGGCAGCCACUCUCAGGUAUACACUGGGGAAGGGACGCUCGUAGUGGUGACAUGUGUGGAUCUGGGUCCAGUUUACAGAGUUUUCAUGUUGCCUUUAAGAUGAUUUCUGUUGGUGGUGAAUGUAUUGUACAUAAAGCAGGUGGGGCGGGGUGGGGGGGACAUGCAGUCUGACCCGCGAGCACACAGCCCUGCAGGACCCUCCUGUUUACAGUCCUGUCACUGGGGAGCUGGAUGGGAGGCAGGGAAGGCCGCUGUGUCAGCUGAGUGGGUGGCUGCAGGGCCCACACCUCCCAGGAGCUCAGGCCAGAGACGGCGGCCCUCUCGCCUGCCCAGGGCCUGGUCUGAGAGCAGAGCUCCUCCUGGCUGGCCGGCUGCCCUGCAGGUAGUUGCAAACCAGCAUCAGGGACUGGGAUCACUGGAGUGCUUGCUUGUUGGAAGGUGCAAUGAUGCGUCCCCGUCACAGCCCUGCCCGGCCUGUGGUCUGGAAGGCGUCACCGCUUUCUGGCACGAAUCACAUUUUGUGGAAGUGACUACUCAGGUUUGUAUAUGUUUAGUAUCAAUAAAGAAACUGCACAGUUUUUAAUAGGAAAAAUUAUUCUGUAGAUUUAGGAAUAUUUCGGUAUAUAUAGUUCUUACUCAUUUUAUGUGAAUCAUAGUAAAAUAAGUCAUGGUGAUUUAAAUAGCUGUCAGGAACAGG
Vicugna pacos (alpaca) is the source of this 9042-nucleotide messenger RNA. The record is from RefSeq and is a predicted model, not a curated record. Lineage: Eukaryota; Metazoa; Chordata; Mammalia; Artiodactyla; Camelidae.